GAUGCAGAAGCUGGUAUUAGCGGUGUAGUUGGGUAGCUGUCAAUUAUACCGUUUUACGAGAGGCUACCGGGAAGAACAAACAUCAGAAACAACUGCUCUGUGAUUGACCAUUUCUGCUAGCAAAAAACUGUGGAAAUCCAGAGAAACAUGGACUUCUUGAAGUCACUGAGUCACCCAGAGGAAAUCUACAACCUUUUUAAAUUUAAAAUGGGAGGCUGCAGGACUGUAAUGUCAAGACUUAACUAUCGUACAUUUCUGAAUACUCAUGGGCAGAAAUCUAGCAGCCAGAGAUCGCGACUGAGUACAGGCAUAUUCCAAGACCGAGGGACUGUAAAAGAAGGACGAUAUUCGAUUAUAAACAAGUCUGCCUGUGCAUACGCCACUGGUUUUCCUAGUCCUCAAUCUGUUUGUUUUCCUUCCCAGGAGUCUAUGAGCCCAAGUUUAAGGAUUUGCUAUCAGUACCUGAACCAGACUAGCCGGAGCUUUGCUGCUGUCAUACAGGGACUGGAUGACGAACUGAGGCAUGCGGUAUGCAUCUUCUAUCUGGUUCUUCGAGCACUGGAUACUGUCGAGGAUGACAUGACAAUACCACUGCCAGAGAAAAUCUCAAUGUUGCACAACUUCCAUAGUUACCUUUAUGAUGCCAAGUGGAAGUACACAGAGAGCAGAGAGAAAGAUCGAAGAGUGCUGGAAGAUUUUCCCACAAUUACAUUGGAAUUCCGUAAACUUGCACAGGUUUACCGUGAUGUGAUAAAAGACAUUUGUCAACAGAUGGGAAGAGGAAUGGCCGAGUUUCUAGAAAAGAAAGUCGGAACUUUGGCAGAAUGGGAUAGGUACUGUCAUUACGUGGCAGGACUUGUUGGAAUUGGUCUUUCUCGGCUCUUUUCUGCCUCAGAGUUGGAGGAUCCCAUUUUGGGGCAAGAUACUAGUCUCCCAAAUUCAAUGGGUCUUUUCCUGCAGAAAACAAACAUCAUUCGGGAUUAUUUGGAAGACCAACAAGAUGGCAGAGAAUUUUGGCCAAAAGAGGUAUGGGAAAAGUAUGCCCAGAAACUUUCAGACUUUGCUGUGCCAGAAAAUCUAGAUUCUGCUGUAAAAUGUCUGAAUGAACUGGUUACAAAUGCCCUUCAACAUGUCCCAGAUGUUUUGACAUACUUAUCCAGGCUAAAGAACCAGAGUGUCUUCAAUUUUUGUGCAAUUCCACAGGUUAUGGGUAUGGCAACUCUUGCAGCGUGUUACAAUAAUCCUCAUGUCUUCUCUGAUGUUGUCAAGAUCCGCAAGGGUCAAGCUGUGACUCUCAUGAUGGGUGCCACAAACAUGGAAGCUGUAAAAAAUAUUAUGCAUCAGUACUGUAAGGAGAUUCAACUGAGGAUUCCCAUGUCAGAUCCAUCUACUACCCACAUACAGGAGAUUACAGGAAACAUCAGCAGACUGACUUUGACCAACAGCCCCUUUGUGUCGCGGGCAUAUCUCUCCCCCGUCUACCUUUCUUGUGCCAUGCUACUUGUGGCCCUGAGUUGGCAAUACUUAAGUACCCUCUCCCAGCCUUCAGAUGAGUACAUCAAAGGUCUCUGAAACCAGUUAUUGUUAAAGCUUUUCAGAAAGGACAGCUAUGGAUCCAGAAUGCAAGCUGGAUGGCAGUGUUCACCACGUAUUUCAGGAGACUGGUUUGUAUGUGAUUCUCAUUUCUACAACUAGUUCCUGCAGUAUGAUCAGUCCUAAAGACAAAUCAUACUGCCUGUUUAUUAGUUGUUAACAAAGAAUGCUCUGAGUUCCUGUUCAUAAGAAUCUGCUUUGGACAGCUUCAGCCCAUCUCAAGAUCUGUGAGGGCCGGUUUUGAAAAUUCACACAGUCUGGGGUCCUUGGUAGAGACAAUGCUGCUGUCAGUUUGUGUACCUGACUUCAAGUAUCCACUUCAUUUAGUGUUGGCUUCCAUUUAGCCUGUGUUAAAUUGCCACUGCAAGCAGUCGUGGCACCCUUUCAUCCUAAAGUGUUGGGGUUCUGUUCUUAAUUUUCCCACUGAAAUAUGUCUGCUCACACAGCCACUGACCAGUUCUAUAUGUUGUAGCAGUGUCUGUAAACACAACACUUACCAUUUUCUGAACAGUCAUUUUGCUUUUGAAGUGCUCUGAAUCCAAAGAAGCAUUAUAUUGUGAAUUAAUCAUAAAUUGCAAAUUACAUUUUGGCACAGAUGACAUAUACUACAUUUCAAAGACUGAAAUGGAAUCGGAUUGCUACCAUAGGGUUUAUGAAAUGGAAUCAGAUUGCUACCAUAGGGUUUAUGAUGGGAUUUAAUCCUGAGUGAAAUAAUGAUGUUCACUGCAACUUUUUACUUUUGGGCCCUGCCAACUCGGUUAUGAUACACUGGAUAUUCUUUGUUUAGAAAUCUGUAAGAUCUUUCUUGUUUCCAGAUAAACUUAACUGCUAAAUAUUCCUAAUACAUUCUUUGCAUUUAAUUGUAUUACAGCUGAUGUGGUUUUGUUUACUUAAAGAUAUCCAGUAAAAGAUCACUGCUUUCAGCUAAAUUUUAUUUUAGCAGUAACGCAGCAUUAUUAAGGCUCAGGGGGGAGGGGCUAGACUGUAAAGCAUUGACUUAAGUGAUCUUGUUUUGCGCUUUAUUUUCUGUAAUUUGUUGCAGAGAUUUCAUCUGCAGUUGUGAGACUUUUUUUGUCCAUUUUAGCAAGUCCUGCUCAAUGAUGUAUUUUUAGAUAAUUAUAAUUAAAGUCUUUGAAAUAAA
Protopterus annectens (West African lungfish) is the source of this 2734-nucleotide messenger RNA. RefSeq names its product farnesyl-diphosphate farnesyltransferase 1 (gene FDFT1). Lineage: Eukaryota; Metazoa; Chordata; Ceratodontiformes; Protopteridae. The coding region runs from base 148 to 1572 and encodes 474 amino acids. The record is from RefSeq and is a predicted model, not a curated record. Gene Ontology annotation, cellular component: endoplasmic reticulum membrane. Gene Ontology annotation, molecular function: squalene synthase [NAD(P)H] activity. Gene Ontology annotation, biological process: farnesyl diphosphate metabolic process; cholesterol biosynthetic process. The transcript is spliced from 9 exons.